This is a messenger RNA of Oppiella nova, 1088 nucleotides long. The record is from the annotation of a GenBank genome assembly. NCBI's taxonomy places the organism in Eukaryota, Metazoa, Arthropoda, Arachnida, Sarcoptiformes, Oppiidae.
CUCUGUGAGUGACGUCACCCUUCAGUGGGCUUUCCUAUUGUUAAUCAGACGUGUAUUAAGUGUUGCGUUACUUUCAAUUGAGUUCACAAUUAAUUGUCUUAUGGUUUGAACGCAUAGAUGACCGCAAAUAGUGACCAAUCGAUGGCAUCAUAACUGCAAUACAAACACAGCAUUGAAGAGAUUGCGUGAGUGUUUGACUGGACUCUCACUUUCAUCGGACUGUCCACUCGUGAGUGUCUCUCGUGACCAACAAAUCCAUACAAUCUUAGGCCGAGUAUUAGUCGUAAGCCAUGAAGUGGUGUUGGGUUUGUGUGUUGUUGUGGUUGAAUGGCAUCGCAAUGUGUUUGAGUGCCAAACACUACUCGUAUGUGACGUGCGGUUCACUCAUUAAACUAAUGAACACUAAUUAUAACGUAAGACUGCACUCACAUGACGUGAAGUACGGCUCGGGUAGUGGUCAGCAGUCCGUGACGGGCACCGACGCCUCGGAGGACGUAAACAGCUAUUGGUCGGUCAGGGGUAAGAGUGACCGCAUGUGCCAAAGGGGCGAACCCAUGGAGUGCGGGGCAGUCGUGCGGCUGCAACACAUGGCCACCCAUAAGAACCUCCACAGCCAUCACUUCUCGUCACCGCUGUCUGGCAAUCAAGAGGUCAGUGCUUUCGGUGACAAGAAUGGAGAGGGAGAUACCGGUGACAACUGGACGCUCAUCUGCAGCGGCGACUACUGGGAAAGGGAUGCGGACUUUCGGCUCAAACACUUGGACACAGAAAUGUGGUUAUCGAUGUCCGGCCACUCGUAUGGGCGUCCCAUCCACGGCCAGAUGGAGAUCGUGGGCUCGUCCUAUCCGGACGGCGCCAGCUAUUGGCGCACCAAAGAAGGCGUUUAUGUGAAGCCGUCGGACAAGACGUCGUACACCAAGAGUGAUGUCGAUCACGACGAGCUCUAGUCUACACUCCCAGACAUACCACUAGAUAGUUAUCAUCACUUCAUUUGUAUUACAAUUUCUAUUAAUUUAUAAUUUUUAUAUACAUUUCUCACAAAUAGUUUCGACUUAUGAAUACAAUUAAAGGAUAUAUGAGUUGUUUUG